Guillardia theta CCMP2712 is the source of this 844-nucleotide messenger RNA. RefSeq lists its product as hypothetical. The transcript has 10 exons. The record is from RefSeq and is a predicted model, not a curated record. Lineage: Eukaryota; Cryptophyceae; Pyrenomonadales; Geminigeraceae. Gene Ontology annotation, molecular function: ferric iron binding; ferrous iron binding. Gene Ontology annotation, cellular component: cytoplasm. The coding region runs from base 41 to 799 and encodes 252 amino acids. Gene Ontology annotation, biological process: intracellular iron ion homeostasis; iron ion transport.
GUGGAUCAAGCUCCCGUAUAUCUGCGCUUCCAUCGCUGCGAUGGCCUCUUUGGCUGAUGCCUUUGCUCCUUCUACUGCUCUCCUGAGAUCGAGAAGCAACAUGCGGAGCCUCGCACGUGCUGGUCCGGCUGCAGUUCGCAUCAGGGCGGCGAAGGAGCAGCCCGACCAGGUCAUCGACUUCGGCAAGGUUGGCUUCUCGGAUGCAGAGAAUCAGAUGCGCAGUCUUGUCUUUCAACCCGAGGAGGGUGAGACCGAACCAGAGAGCAGGUGCCGUGUGAACUGGGACAUCAAGCUUGAGCAGGCGCUCAAUGACCAUAUCAACGUCGAGUACACAGCUUCGUAUGCCUACCAUGCUCUCUUCUCUUACUUCGAUCGCGAUACCGUAGCACUCAAAGGAUUUGCCAAAUUCUUUGCGGACCAAUCGCAGGAGGAAAGGGGACACGCUGAGCAGUUCAUGAAGUACCAGAACACUCGUGGUGGGAAAGUUGUUCUCAAGCCGCUGGCUGUCCCAGACAUGCAGUUUAGCAGAGUCGACGGAACAUCGGAUGCUCUCUAUGCGUUCGAGCUUGCUUUGAUGCUUGAGAAGUUUGUUUAUCGGAAAUUGCUUGAUCUGCACGCACUUGGUGCGGAGUGCGAGGAUCCUCAGUUCUGCGACGAGAUCGAAAACUAUCUCGGGGAUCAGGUGCGAGCGAUCAAGACAAUGGCGGAGUACGUCGCUCAGAUCAAGCGUGUCGGAACUGGACACGGCGUGUGGGAUCUGGACAAGAAGCUGGAGGAAGAGAUGCAGGCAGCUGCCUAAAAGAAUUGCGAGACGUAACGAGUACAGGCAUGUGAUGAGAUGCUG